Molecule: messenger RNA, 3507 nt
Organism: Lentinula edodes (shiitake mushroom)
Lineage: Eukaryota; Fungi; Basidiomycota; Agaricomycetes; Agaricales; Omphalotaceae
Product: ankyrin repeat-containing domain protein
Exons: 5
Coding region: 1-3507 (1168 amino acids)
Molecular function (GO): protein binding
Source: RefSeq, a predicted model, not a curated record
AUGUUUUACCAAGCAAAGAAUUUUGCCAUUUAUGGUGGAAAUUUUACAGUCAUCACAAAUGAUGAUAGUCAUAAGAUACACAAAUGGCUCAACGCACCAGAUUGUUCAACCAAUUUUGCAACUGCAGUAAACAACAAAUGCUCAGGCACUGGCCAAUGGAUACUUGAACUUGGUAAAUACAAGGAAUGGAGAUCUAACCCUGGCAUACUGUGGAUUCAAGGACCAGAAACUAUAGCUGGGUCAGGGAAGACUUUCCUAAUCACAACAGUCACUGAAAACCUGCGAAACAUGCACCAAAAAAGUCCUGUCUGGUAUCAUUAUUUUGAUACCCGGGAUAACACAGAGUUGAAAACCACAUAUCAUGGAUUCUUGUUGUCCUUGGUUCAGCAAAUGGGACUAUCGAGUGAGGGUAUCCAUCCUGCUCUCAACACCCUUUACAAGUCAAAGCCAUUUGAGCAACUCACACACAGGGAGCUUGAAAACAUAUUGGAAACAAUGAUCCAAGACAGAAAUGAUAUGACCAUUGCUGUUGAUGCAUUGGAUGAAUGCAAAGAGGCGGAUGCAUGCAAGGUGUUAAACUGGCUGACUACAUCCUCAUAUCAGUUGCGGAUUGUUGUGACAAGCAGAUCAAAACCAGAAUUGGCUGUACAGAAUCUGCUUCAAAUACAACUUGGUGGCCCAGAGUCAAGAAUUGAUGAGGAUAUUGCAAGUUACAUUGAACUCAAGAUUCAUGAUCAACCACGGUUCAAAGGUGACAUUAUUGGUGAAAUAAAGGAUACAUUGAACAAAGGUGCUCAGGGAAUAUUUCGCUGGGUGGACUGCCAAAUGAUGCAGUUGCAGAAAUGCAAGAGGAAGAGGGAUGUAAAAGAAGCUUUGAAGACAUUACCUGCAACUCUCACAGAAACAUAUGACCAGGCUUUGGAAAGUUUAACAGAAGAAGAAAAAGACGAUGUACAACAUCUACUUCUGUGGCUUCUUUAUGCUUUUGAGCCAUUGACCAAGAGAAAAGUCAAGGAAAUAUGGAAAUUCAACCUCUUGGAGCAAAAGUUUGAUCCUGAUGAAAUGGAACUUCAGGUGGAGAAGGAUAUUCCCUCUACAUUAGUGACUGUAGGACAGAAUGAUAUUAUUCAACUUGCCCAUGCAUCAGUCAAGGAAUAUCUAAUUUCAUAUCAGCAAUCCAAAGAGAUCAGUAAUUCAUUGUCAUUCAAUGAACACCUAGCUCAUAAUAUAAUGACUCAAACAACCAUCAUUUACCUCAUGCAACAUCAGAAGGCUUCAUUUGAUAGGGAGGGUUUGGUGGCUUAUGCAGUAGAGUAUUGGCUCUCACAUGCAUCAAAGGUGGAGGAGUUGAAAGUAGAAGGCCAAAGUCAGAAUUUGAUAUGUGCAAUGUUGAAAAACAGUGAACAGUUUACAAGAUGGGAAGAAAUGUACAUCAACCAUAUUCAUUUCACAUGGAAUUCCAAAGCAGGCCCAUUAUACUAUGGAGCCCUCAAUGGAUUGUAUGGGGCUGUGAAUCAUCUUUUACAAAGUGUGCAUAAUGUGAAGGAAUAUGUUGAUACACAAGGGGGAUACUUUGGGAAUGCUCUUCAGGCAGCCUCUUUAAAUGGGCAUGAGUCCAUUGUGAAGUUGCUACUGGAAAAAAAUGCAAAUCUGAAUGCACAAGGGGGGGAAUAUAGGAAUGCUCUCCAGGCAGCCUCAUAUCGUGGGCAUGAGUCCAUUGUGAAGUUGUUGCUGAAAAAUAAGGCUGAUGUGAGUGCACAAGGGGGGUACUAUGGGAAUGCUCUCCAGGCAGCCUCAUAUCGUGGGCAUGAGCCCAUUGUGAAGUUGUUGCUGAAAAAUAAGGCUGAUGUGAGUGCACAAGGGGGGUACUAUGGGAAUGCUCUGCAGGCAGCCUCAUAUCGUGGGCAUGAGCCCAUUGUGAAGUUGUUGCUGAAAAAUAAGGCUUAUGUGAGUGCACAAGGGGGGUACUAUGGGAAUGCUCUGCAGGCAGCCUCAUAUCGUGGGCAUGAGCCCAUUGUGAAGUUGUUGCUGAAAAAUAAGGCUGAUGUGAGUGCACAAGGGGGGUACUAUGGGAAUGCUCUGCAGGCAGCCUCAUAUCGUGGGCAUGAGCCCAUUGUGAAGUUGUUGCUGAAAAAUAAGGCUGAUGUGAAUGCACAAGGGGGGUACUAUGGGAAUGCUCUUCAGGCAGCCUCAUAUCGUGGGCAUGAGCCCAUUGUGAAGUUGUUGCUGGAACAUAAUCCUGAUGUGAAUGCACAAGGGGGUAAAUAUGGGAAUGCUCUCCAGGCAGCCUCAUAUAUGGGGAAUGAUGCCAUUGUGAAGUUGCUGCUGGAAAAUAAUGCUGAUUUCAAUGUACAAGGGGGGUACCAUGGGAAUGCUCUCCAAGCAGCUUCAUCUGGGGGAUUUCUAAAGUUACUGCUAGAACAUAAUGUUGAUGGGAAUGCUCUCUAUGCAGCUUCUUAUGAGGGCCAUGAUUCCAUUGUGAAGUUGCUGCUGGAACAUAAUGCAGACGUGAAUGCACAAGGGGGACAAUAUGAGAAUGCUCUCCAGGCAGCCUCCUUAAAUGGGCAUGAGUCUGUUGUGAAGUUGUUGUUGGAAAAUGCUGCUGAUGUUAAUGCACAAGGGGGGCAAUGUGGGAAUGCUCUCCAGGCAGCCUCAUUAAAUGGGCAUGAGUCUGUUGUGAAGUUGUUGUUGGAAAAUGCUGCUGAUGUUAAUGCACAAGGGGGGCAAUAUGGGAAUGCUCUCCAGGCAGCCUCCUUAAAUGGGCAUGAGCCCAUUGUGAAGUUGUUGCUGGAACAUAAUGCUGAUGUGAAUGCACAAGGAGGUAAAUAUGGGAAUGCUCUUCAGGCAGCCUCCUCAAAUGGGGAUGAGUCCAUUGUAAAGUUGCUACUGAAAAAUCAUGCAGAUGUGAAUGCACAAGGGGGGCAACAUGGGAAUGCUCUCCAUGCAGCCUCAUUUCAAGGGCAUGAGCUGAUUGUGAAGGUGUUGCUGAGAAAUAAUGCUGAUGUAAAUGGGGGGUACUACGGGAAUGCUCUCCUGGGAGCCUCAUAUUGUGGGCAUGAGUCUAUUGUGAAGUUGCUGCUGGAACAUAAUGCUGAUGUGAAUGCACAAGGGAGACAAUAUAAGAAUGCUCUCCAUGCAGCAUCAUAUUGUGGGCAUGAGUCCAUUGUGAAGUUGCUGCUGGAACAUAAUGCUGAUGUGAAUGCACAUGGGGGAGGAGAUAGGAAUGUUCUCCAGGCAGCCUCAUAUCGUGGGCAUGAGUCCAUUGUGAAGUUGCUGCUGGAACAUAAUGCUGAUGUGAAUGCACAAGGGAGACAAUAUAAGAAUGCUCUCCAUGCAGCAUCAUAUUGUGGGCAUGAGUCCAUUGUGAAGUUGCUGCUGGAACAUAAUGCUGAUGUGAAUGCACAUGGGGGAGGAGAUAGGAAUGUUCUCCAGGCAGCCUCAUAUCGUGGGCAUGAGUCCAUUGUGAAGUUGCUGCUGGAACAUAAUGCUGAUGUGAAUGUACAUUGA